AUGUCCACGAAACUCCUUCAGGCCAACCUGAAUCACGCUCGCCGGGCCCAGGACCUGUUCCUAUCGGACCUGUGCAAGCGUGAUGCAGGAUUGGGAGUGGCGGCGGAGCCGUAUCGGGUGCUAGACUCCGACCCCAAUUGGGUAUCGGCCUCGAACGGUUCCGUCGUCAUUGUAAGGAGGCACUACCCGCGCUUCCCCCUCCCCCUUACUCUAGUGGAACGGGGCGGGAUUCGUUAUGGCGCAGUGGGGUGCCUUCUGCGUGAUAAAGGUUUAUGCCCCUCAAGGAGGCCUCACCUCGAAUUCCUGGAGCAACUGCAGGAGAUGAGGGAGGGCAUUCGCCGUUGCCUCCCCCACCCUGUACUGGUGGCCGGGGACUUCAACGCCUGGCAUCAGGAGUGGGGUUCCCGGCUCACCAACAUCAGGGGUGAAGCCGUGCGGGAUUGGGCGGCCGGGCUGGGCCUCCUGUUACAAAACAGGGGGUCCGUCAGCACCUGCGUCCAUCCCCGGGGGGAGUCCAUUGUCGACUUGACAUGGGCGUUUCUUCGGGCGGCGCACUUGGUGAGGACCUGGGGGAUGGCGGACCGAGAGUCCCUUUCAGACCAUUUCUAUAUAGAGAUGGUCCUGACUGCCACCCCCCCAGGAGGUGCUGAUCCGCCGCCGUCUACAAAGGGGCAAUAA
Messenger RNA from Linepithema humile (Argentine ant), 678 nucleotides. Lineage: Eukaryota; Metazoa; Arthropoda; Insecta; Hymenoptera; Formicidae. The record is from RefSeq and is a predicted model, not a curated record.